Chelmon rostratus (copperband butterflyfish) is the source of this 966-nucleotide messenger RNA. RefSeq names its product FKBP prolyl isomerase 3 (gene fkbp3). Gene Ontology annotation, molecular function: peptidyl-prolyl cis-trans isomerase activity. The record is from RefSeq and is a predicted model, not a curated record. Lineage: Eukaryota; Metazoa; Chordata; Actinopteri; Chaetodontiformes; Chaetodontidae. Bases 14 to 679 code for a protein of 221 amino acids. The transcript has 7 exons.
UUCGCCUCUCAAAAUGGCGGCUGAACCAACACGGGAGUGGAGCGAUGAGCAGCUCAAAAGUGAUGAUUUGCCCAAAAAAGACAUUAUAAAGUUCAUUCAGGACAAUGCAGCCCACUCGUUCCUCAAUGAGCACAAGCUGCUGGGAAACAUCAAAAAUGUUGCCAAAACAGCAAAGAAAGAACAACUGGUUGUUGCCUACAACCAGCUCUUUGAGAGCAAAAGGUUUAAAGGCACAGAACCAGUCGAGGAAGUGACCGAGCAGGUUAAAGCUGUCAGAAUUGAAGAGAAACCCAAAGAAGUCAAGACAGAGGUUGUGGACGAGGGUCCGCCCAAGUACAUGAAGUCAGUGCUUAAAAAAGGUGACAAGACAAAUUUCCCAAAGAAAGGCGACACUGUGAGCUGCUGGUACACUGGAACUCUGGAGGAUGGAACCGUGUUCGACACCAAUAUUCCCGCAGCGGCAAGAAAGAAGAAGCAAACUAAACCACUCAGCUUCAAAGUUGGCCUGGGCAGAGUCAUCAGAGGAUGGGAUGAGGCCCUUCUGACAAUGAGCAAGGGUGAAACAGCUCGAGUGGAGAUUGAGCCAGAGUGGGCCUACGGAAAGAAGGGUCUCCCUGAUUCCAAAAUUCCACCCAACGCAAAGCUGAUUUUUGAGGUUGAGCUGGUGUCUGUUGAUUAACCGGCAAACGCUGGCCAGCAUGCACUGCAUUUCAAGGAUGGAGAGGUAGAAAAAGUUAUAUGAUAUUUGGACUGCACUAUUCUGUUUCUACUUUGUCUCAUUUAUAAUAAUGUAUCCUGAAACAGUGACCAGUUAUCACAAUGUUGUAAGUGUUGGCCUGUCAAUAAUGUACAUAUGAGACACCCUGAAACCUUAUGUAUUUCUUUUUUUGGUUCUUUUGCAUGUACAAUGUAAAUGAUGAAUAAACCUGUUUCAGAGAUGACAUUAAAACUUAAGAAUGACAGUCA